AGUACGUCACUAUUCCUGCAACAUGAGCUGCUUGUAAUCUCAUUUGACUCUCGAAUACUUCAACCGUGCAUUGCACAUCGUACCGCUUCCUUUCAUAGUAAAACUACCAGUCGUGCACCUUAAUUGCGGAAUGCAGAAACUUCAAUGCCUCUACGGCGGUCAAUUUUCACCCUCACGUCCCCUCCCCGAACACAACUAUGCCAGCUAGCCAAUCGCCACUCGCGCUUCCACACAUCGUCCAUACGGCGUGCGCAGACAGAUGUAUUUCCAGACCACUAUGAGACCCUUUCUCUCUCUCCUGAUGCAACCCAAAAAGAUAUUAAACGGUACGCCCCAUGUCUAGCAUUUUCCCCUAGGGAUUCAAGUGUUCUCCCUCACAUCGGCUUCUUCUUCUCGCCUCACUGCCUCCAACUGACACUCCACAGUCAAUACUUCACACUAUCCAAACGCCACCACCCCGACACCUCUGACAGUCCCGACUCACUCCCACGCUUCCACGCCAUAACAGAUGCAUACCACACUCUUGUCGAUCCCGCUACGCGUUCUACCUACGACCGCGACUACGUGCGCGUUUACAACACUGCCGCCGGUGCCCCUGCAUAUCCCGCGGGCUCACACGCCUCACACACAUCAUCCUAUGCCGGCUCGCGCCCAGCGUCUGGGCUGUCGCGUCGGAGGACGCGAUUCAGAGGUCCGCCGCCGAGCUUCUAUCGAAACGGUAGGUAUGGGACGCAGAGCGCUAAGAGGCAGGCAAAUGAGCAUGCCUCAGCCGGGAGUGAAGCAGAGGCUAAUGCGGCGGGGCAAGGUAUGGGAGGUGGAUUUGGACCUGGGCAGAGCUCGAACGUGUUUGGAGGUGGUACGCCACAUUUCGAUACACAAGCUCAUAGGCGAACACACGAAUCAAUUAUAAAUGGCCGAGAAGCAAGGAGGCGGGCGACGGGGACUUUGAUACCGGAUGAUCAUUAUGAAGGUCCGAGGUAUCAUCAGCUGACGAUGUUUCUUAUGCUUUGUGCGAUAGUAACUUCUGGGGUUGCGGCAGGGGGUUUAUUGAAACAAAGACCUGUUGCGCGAAAAGAGAAAAGGGGACAAUAGCAAGGCUAUGACAGAGCACGCAAUGUAGACUUUAGACGACAGUAUGUACACACAACACUCACGGGUUAUGGCGCACAUCCUUGUACAUACAUUAGAAUGGACAAGAUGUUGCGGCAUGUGUAUGGACAGAUCUUGUGAGUUGACUCAUUUAGUUUUUGUGUAUCAACAGAGGCGCCAACACCGAAGGUGAAACCGGGGUUGACCUUGGUAUUAUAAGAGAGGGCAGCGAUACCGCGGUCAUUGAUCUUGGCCUAGUUAAAAAUAUUAGUACAUGAUCCGU
Molecule: messenger RNA, 1372 nt
Organism: Pseudovirgaria hyperparasitica
Lineage: Eukaryota; Fungi; Ascomycota; Dothideomycetes; Acrospermales; Acrospermaceae
Exons: 2
Coding region: 145-1092 (315 amino acids)
Source: RefSeq, a predicted model, not a curated record